GUCAAAAUCUCAUUGCUUGGCCUGGAUUCGGAGAAUGUGUACAUAAAUUUUUAGGAAUUUCAGUCUUAUCCUCCAGCCUCAGAGUCCUUCUGGUCCUGAAGUAAGAUGUGCAGUCCUCGCUGUAAGACUCCAGCAGAAUGUGCUGGUUGUUCGCCAAUGUGCUGCAGUCCGGGUAUUAGCUACUGCAUAUUUGAUUUGGAGAGUGCUGUCUUUGAUACCCGUCACAUCUACCGGAAGGCUCUGAAGGAUCUGGUUCGUAGUUACGACAAGAGGAUACCAGACAUUUUACAUGUCCAAAGUGGGCCAAUGACCAUAUCUGAAAUGUCAGAACUGUUCUGCCGAAAGCUCGACAUUCCCAUGAGUUGGGAAUCGUUUCGGUAUGAUCUUAACGAGAGGACCGCCCAGUUGAUCGCGAAUCCCCCCUUUAUGGAUGGUGUGGAGCGAUUGGUGAGGCAUUUGCGUGGCUGUUGCAUGGAACUGGGCUUGGUCACCUCCUGUUCGGAGGCCAACUACUGCUCCAAGAUCCGUGGUCGGGAGGAGUUCUUCGAGAACUUUUCGACCAUAGUAUGUGCCGAUGAUCCGGAGUAAAGGGCUUUUAAACCGGAACCGGAUGUCUACCUCAUUGCCAUGUCAAGGUUGGGCGAUGCUGGACCCGAUUGUACCCUCGUUUUUGAUGGAACCACCCAGGGAGUUCAGGCCGCAAGUGAUGCCCGACUUCCGGUCAUUAUGUUGGCUGAAAAGGAUCUCCCCUGCUGUUGGUCUGAGUUGGCAGCCCUGCGCUUCGAAUAUCUGGAUGAUUUCGAACCAGAGAUGUUCAAUUUGCCACCCUUUACGGAUCCCGAACCCAAAAGGCGAUCGAGUCGCCGUCGCACGAGAUACAGUCAGAGGUUGACCGUAAUCCGCAGAAGAGCCGCCGAAGCCGCUGCCGAGGAAGAGGAGGCGGAGGAGGAGGAACCGGAACCACCGGAGGAACCACCAGUACUCGCAGAUCCAUCGAUUUUAAAUUUAAGAGAAUAAGCCCCUCAUUUGUUCAGAUAACACUGAAAACAAUUAAAUUCUCAUGUGUUAAAUAU
Molecule: messenger RNA, 1073 nt
Organism: Drosophila suzukii
Lineage: Eukaryota; Metazoa; Arthropoda; Insecta; Diptera; Drosophilidae
Product: pseudouridine-5'-phosphatase
Molecular function (GO): phosphatase activity
Source: RefSeq, a predicted model, not a curated record